Bactrocera neohumeralis is the source of this 2296-nucleotide messenger RNA. RefSeq names its product esterase B1. The transcript is spliced from 5 exons. NCBI's taxonomy places the organism in Eukaryota, Metazoa, Arthropoda, Insecta, Diptera, Tephritidae. The record is from RefSeq and is a predicted model, not a curated record. The coding region runs from base 528 to 2123 and encodes 531 amino acids.
GCUGACAAAGUAUUUUUUAAAUUGUACAUCAAAAGUAUUUAAAUUUUAACAUGUAGAAUUUGCAAAUAUAAAACACGUAGAUAUGUAAAUGGUUGAGAAUAUUUUUUCAAGUAAACAUAACCGCAAAAAGGUUUGGCUUUAGGUUUGUUUUCAAAGUGUUAAAUCACACCUUGAUCUCGAGUCACAAUUGGUUAUACUAAGUUCUCAUCACGAUACCUUAGCUCUGUCCACUUCAGAAAUAGCUUUUGUUGUACCAAAGAUAACAUUUGUAUUACGUCUACAAAUUUAUGGUGAUAAAUGUUUUUAUUAAAUUGAGAAAGCAAGUACUUUAGUCAACAGUUUAUUAUUAUCUUUAUAAACCACGUGGAGAUCUUAUUGUGCUCAAACAAGGGCAUGUUAUGUAAAUAAAAUAUACUUAAAAUGCCAUAUCACAAAACAUAUACAAAACUCAAGUACCGUUUCUACGGAAUGGCACAGGUGCAGCCGCAGUUUCCGUUAUUACACCGUAGAAGACAGUUGCCCAAAUUAUGGAUUCGCAAAUUCUGGAGCCAAUAGUGUCCACCGCAAGUGGCAAGUUGAGAGGUCAACUCUAUUACAGUUUCGAUGGCAUACCUUAUGCGAAGCCACCACUUGGUAAAUUACGCUUCAAAUCACCACAGCCUGUCGAGCCUUGGCUUGGCGUACGGGACUGUACCAUAUGUUCGCCCAAAUGUAUGCAAAGCAAUCGUUCCAAUGGCGCGAUUGAGGGCAAUGAGGAUUGCUUGUAUUUAAAUAUAUUUACGAAGAAGCCACGUUCUACAAAGCCCUUACCGGUCUUAGUUUAUUUGAUUGGUGGAGCUUUCACAACCGGAGAUGCCUCACGAAAUAGCUGGGGUCCCGAUUACUUUAUGAUGAAAGAUGUAAUACUUAUAAGUAUUGGAUAUCGCUUAGGUGCCUUAGGCUUCCUCAGUUUCCCGGAACCCGAACUUCAAGUGCCCGGUAAUGCGGGCCUCAAAGACAUCGUCAUGGCAUUGCAGUGGAUAAAGAAAAAUUGUCAGUACUUCAACGGCGAUCCCGAUAAUAUAACACUGAUCGGACAUAGCUCGGGCAGCUAUGCAGCACAAAUGCUCAUGUAUGUGCCGCAAUGUGAAAAUCUCUUCCACAAAGUAAUACUAAUGUCCGGCAUGCAAAUGCACUUACGCCGCAUUCCCCAACUGGAAUAUCGCUUCGCCAAACACUUGGGAUAUAAGGGCAAAGAGAAUAACCACGAUAUACUUGCCUAUCUCAGCGCAUUGCCAGCAGAGCGCCUUUGCAAUCUUCAAAUUUGGACACCAGAAGAACUGAAGCAAUGCCCUCCUUUCGUAUUCUCUCCUACGCUCGAAAAUGAGUCUGCGCCAGAUGCUAUACUGACCAAGGACCUACUUGAUAUGUAUGCCAAUAAGCAAUCUUGGUGUCACAGUAUGCCGCUGGUGUUAGGUGGCAACUCAUUUGAGGGUCUUUUGCAUUACAACUAUUUCACCAAGAAACCUGAACUAUAUGAAACUCUCAGAAAGCAUCCUGAGUACUUGCUCCCAUAUGAAGCCAGAGAGAAAUGUGAUGGGCACACACAACAACAACUCGCAAAGAAGCUUAUACACAUGCAUUUAGGUGCGAAGGAAUUGGAUAUUGAGCACUCGUUUGAUCUUAGGCAGUUAUCGUCUUAUGAUUUGAUGUACCAUCCAAUGCAUCGCUAUCUCAAAACACGAAUACCUAAUGCUAAAGCACCUACCUAUCUUUAUCGCUUCGACUUUGACUCACCUCACUUCAACUUGUAUCGGAUAAAGCAUUGCGGUCGUGAGGUGCGUGGCGUAUGCCAUGUAGAUGAGCUUUCCUAUAUUUUCUUUAUGCCAGACUCAUUCAAGCUGCAGCGUGAUACGAAGGAGUUUAUGAUGAUUGAAUGCAUGAUAGAUUGGAUAACAGCCUUUGCUCUCUAUUCGGAUCCGAAUUGUGAAAAGCUAAGCAGUUUAGUUUGGGAACCACUGACAGCAGAUACUCGUUAUUGUCUUAAUAUUAGCGAUAAAAUGAGCUUUAUCAAAUGGCCAGAGGAAGAUAAGUGCGUUUUAAGGGAUCAAUAUUAUAAAGAGGCGGGUAUAAAAAUUUUUUAGUUGACACCAAGUUUUACUGUGUGUGCACAUGUUUGGCAGCAAUUUAUUAGUUUUUUGUUUUUUUUACAUAAACAAAUAUUUUAAGAAACUUUUGGUUAUUAUGAACCUGACAUGUUAAAAAUUUGUUCUAAUUAGACUUUGAAAUAUAAAUGUUUGAAAAUAUAAUAAAUAAA